AUGAUGAAAAUCAGCUAUGUGAUGAUCAAUGGGUUACCGUUCCCUCUAGAAAUUGUUUUCCCCAAGAAGAUUGCACACAGAGGGCACGAGAGGGCGCAGGGACCUAGCAGGCCUACUACACAACCGCUUCCCUCGAAACGAGAUUCGCCGCGCUCGCCAUCAAAAUGCAUCCCACAUUCGUUGUUGGCGAUCCCAGAGCUUCCGGUUCCCGACGAAAAACUUUCCAAACCCGCCGCUGAUCUAUCUCCCCAGUUGAUUUUCAACUCGCCUAUAUUGAGUGCAUUUGAAAAUGAUGUUGAUGAAACAAAAAAGGAAUCUAGCACUUCGCGUAGUGGUACUUUAGGAAAAUUUGAUGCUGACAAGCCGCCAACUAAAGAGCCUCCAACUGAUAAGCCAAAGAGGGAGCUAAAAAACCCAAAGUCAAAAUCUAAAUCACCAUCUCACAAGUCUAGAGUUUCGUCUCCCCGAAAACCCCUGUUCUUCACCGCCACCUACAAAGAUGCAAUAGAGUUGAUGAACCGGCCCGUAUUUUCGACUGACGAAAAGGAGAACAGCGGUGAGCCGAUGGCCAUGCAGAAAACAAGGAAUAGUGCCUAUGCAGGUUCUGAAAUUAACAAUAAUGAAUACACUGAAGACGGUAUACAAACCUCAGAAGAGGUCUCACGCGGUUACAUGUCUCCCUCGCAUCUUAUGCUCUCAAGUCUCCGAAUCAUCAGCGAGGAUUUCAUUUAUGCAUAG
This is a messenger RNA of Ogataea parapolymorpha DL-1, 738 nucleotides long. RefSeq lists its product as uncharacterized. NCBI's taxonomy places the organism in Eukaryota, Fungi, Ascomycota, Pichiomycetes, Pichiales, Pichiaceae. The transcript has a single exon. The record is from RefSeq and is a predicted model, not a curated record. Bases 1 to 738 code for a protein of 245 amino acids.